Talaromyces marneffei is the source of this 1779-nucleotide messenger RNA. RefSeq lists its product as uncharacterized. Bases 1 to 1779 code for a protein of 592 amino acids. Lineage: Eukaryota; Fungi; Ascomycota; Eurotiomycetes; Eurotiales; Trichocomaceae. The transcript is spliced from 4 exons. The record is from RefSeq and is a predicted model, not a curated record.
AUGAAGCUCGAUAUCAACACUCUAUCUCGCUCUGAAGUAAACGCAGCGUUUGAUGUUUACAAUCUUCACAAUAGAAAAAAUGCCUCAGUACGCUGUAAAUUUUGCAGAAGUAAGGCAUUUUGUGCGAAUAUUUCCCGCCAACGAUCGCAUCUCAAGCAAUGCCAUCACUUCCUUAUGAACGCUCGCAAGAUGGCCCAAAAGCCUCAAAAUAAGGAUAUUCUAGUAACCCCAGCGUCAUCUAGUCAGCAAACAAUCGAUUUCGCAGUGGCUCAUAAAGAGCAGAUCAACUCGCUGCUUGGAAUGAUGAUAUUCGCAGGUGCGAGGCCUUUCUCGAUCCUUGAAGACGAUUUUAUGAAGCGAUUUAUCAUUGCUCUUAAUCCCCAGUAUCCUAUCCCUUCACGCAGCAAGCUGACAGACUCAAUUCUGUCAACUUGUUAUAAAUCAACUCUGGAUCAACUGGUUGAUGUCCUGUCCAAAUCUUGCUAUAUCAAUAUAUCAGUUGAUGAAUCAACUGAUAUUUCAAGGCGUCGAGUUAUGAAUCUUUCAGUAACUGAUGGUUCAAAGCGCUAUUACUGGUGUUCUUGUCAACUUGACGCUAUCUCAAUGACAUCUACUACGAUAGCGGAUUGGAUUGUUGAGCAGGCUGGCAUAUUGGUUGAUGGACGAUAUGAGCGACUUAACGCCCUUACUACCGAUACGUGUUCAACAAUAAGAUCAACCUGGGCAGAUUUGCAACAACGACCUCAAUUUUCUCAUGUGUUUAUGGUACCUUGCGAUUCGCAUGGCUUGCAGCUUCUUAUAAAGGACCUUCUUACCUUACCUUCGAUCGAUGUGGUAUUCAAAAAGUGCCAGUCAAUAAUCUCGCACUUUAAUCAUUCUCCACUUCAACUAUCUAUCCUACGAGCGAUCCAGAUGGAGGAGUAUGGGGAAGAAAAGUCGCUUUUGAGUGCAAUUAUCACACGUUGGGGUUCGCAAUAUACUAUGCUGCAAAGUAUUAAAAGGUCAGAGGCUGCUCUUUCCAAAUUUGCAAGAAGGGAAGACAUUGAUCUUGGUGCUACACUGAAGGCUGUCUUAAAAGAUGAUUUAUUUUGGAUCUAUCUUGGCAGGUUGAUCCAAAUCAUAAAACCUCUUCAUGAAGCCAUAAAAAUAUCGGAAUCGGUAAAAUCAGAUAUGUCCAAGGUCUUACAACGUUGGCUUAAUAUCAAUCGACAUCUCCUUGCUUGCCAACCUUUGCAACCAUUUUCUGAGGAUAUCGAAGCAUUUUCUAGGAUAACCUUCAGGCAGCGCUUGGAAAAACAGCUUACUGAUAUGCACUACACAAUGUACUAUCUCGAUCCUAAGAACUGCCAUACAAAUCUGCAACCUCAGCUGCAGAGACGUGUUAACAAUGUUAUCUCUAAAUAUUGUUCUGAUUCAGCGUCUGCGGUCGCAGAGUUCGUUGCUUUUCGAACUAAAAGCGGAGUCUUCUUUGAGGCCCCAUGUUGGGACCAUACAGCUGACCCAAAACUCUUUUGGAGGAUGCAUCAAUCUGUCUCUGGAGUUUCCUCAGGUCUUGCCAAUCUAGCUCUUCGAUUCCUAAAUGCGACUGCAAAUUCGGUAGCUUCUGAACAGGCUUUCUCCAUACAGAAUCUACAAAUCACAAAGAUAAGGAAUCGACUCACAAUAGAGCAUGCCGAUAAGCUCAAUUUUAUCUAUGUGAAGGCUCAAACAAUAACCAUAUUGGCAGCUAGAAUCGAGAAAACUAAGCAUAGGGAAGGAAAGAAAGAAACAGGAACAUGA